This is a messenger RNA of Limanda limanda (common dab), 1815 nucleotides long. It is a transcript of the gene stxbp1a, whose product is annotated as syntaxin binding protein 1a. Bases 1 to 1815 code for a protein of 604 amino acids. Gene Ontology annotation, biological process: neurotransmitter secretion; intracellular protein transport; vesicle-mediated transport. The transcript has 19 exons. Gene Ontology annotation, molecular function: syntaxin binding. Gene Ontology annotation, cellular component: plasma membrane; secretory granule. NCBI's taxonomy places the organism in Eukaryota, Metazoa, Chordata, Actinopteri, Pleuronectiformes, Pleuronectidae. The record is from RefSeq and is a predicted model, not a curated record.
AUGGCACCUAUCGGAUUAAAGGCGGUGGUCGGAGAAAAGAUUAUGAACGAUGUCAUCAAGAAGGUGAAGAAGAAGGGAGAAUGGAAGGUUCUGAUCGUGGACCAGCUGAGUAUGAGGAUGCUGUCCUCCUGCUGCAAGAUGACAGACAUCAUGACGGAGGGCAUCACCAUUGUGGAGGACAUCCACAAGCGGCGAGAGCCUCUUCCCAGCCUGGAGGCCAUUUACCUAAUUACACCCACAGAGAAGUCUGUCCACACCCUCAUCGCAGAUUACAAAGAUCCUCAUUGUGCCAAAUACAAGGCAGCACACGUCUUCUUCACGGACUCCUGCCCGGAUCCUCUGUUCAACGAGCUGGUGAAGAGCCGAGCUUCCAAAGCCACAAAGACUCUGACGGAGAUCAACAUCGCGUUCCUGCCCUACGAGUCCCAGGUGUACUCCCUGGACAAUCCAGAUGCCUUCCACAGUUUCUACAGCCCCCAUAAGACCCAGCUGAAGAACUCGGUGAUGGAGCGACUGGCCGAGCAGCUGGCCACGCUCUGUGCCACCCUGAAGGAGUACCCGGCCGUCCGAUACCGAGGCGACUACAAGGACAACGCCACCCUGGCCCAGCUGGUUCAGGACAAGCUGGACGCCUACAAGGCCGACGACCCGACCAUGGGAGAGGGUCCAGACAAGGCUCGCUCGCAGCUGAUCAUCCUGGACCGGGCGUUCGACCCCGUCUCACCCGUCCUCCACGAGCUCACCUUCCAGGCCAUGGGCUACGACCUGCUGCCCAUCGAAAACGACGUCUACAAGUACGAGACCAGUGGCAUCGGAGACUCUCGUGAGAAGGAGGUUCUGCUGCACGAGGACGAUGACCUGUGGGUGAGCCUGAGACACAAACACAUAGCUGAGGUGUCCCAGGAAGUGACGCGUCAACUGAAGGACUUCUCCGCCAGCAAGAGGAUGAACACUGCAGGAGAGAAGACCACGAUGAGGGAUCUGUCCCAGAUGCUGAAGAAGAUGCCUCAGUACCAGAAGGAGCUCAGCAAGUACUCCACUCACCUGCAGCUGGCUGAGGACUGUAUGAAGCACUACCAGGGAACCGUGGACAAACUGUGCCGUGUGGAGCAGGAUUUGGCGAUGGGAACCGACGCCGAGGGAGAGAAGAUCAAAGACCCCAUGAGGGCCAUCGUGCCGAUCCUGCUCGACGCCAACGUCACCACAUACGACAAGAUCCGCAUCAUUCUGCUGUACAUCUUCCUCAAGAACGGCAUCACGGAGGAGAACCUGAACAAGCUGAUCCAACACGCUCAGAUUCCCCCUGAGGACAGUGAGAUCAUCACCAACAUGGCUCACCUGGGCGUCCCCAUCAUCACAGACUCCACCCUCCGCCGAGGAAAGAAGCUGGACAGGAAGGAGCGUGUGAGCGAGCAGACCUAUCAGCUGUCCCGCUGGACACCGCUGGUCAAGGACAUCAUGGAGGAUGCUAUCGAAGACAAGCUGGACACCAAGCACUACCCAUACAUCUCCACCCGCUCCUCUGCCUCCUUCAGCACCACUGCAGUCAGCGCUCGGUACGGCCACUGGCACAAGAACAAGACACCCGGAGAGUACCGCACCGGGCCACGCGUCAUGGUCUUCAUCAUCGGCGGCGCGUCCUUCAGUGAGAUGCGCUGCGCCUACGAGGUCACGCAGGCCAAUGGGAAAUGGGAAGCCAUCAUCGGUUCCACCCACAUUACCACCCCCACCAAAUUCUUAUCGGACCUGCAGCACCCCGACUUCCGAGAGUCCACUAGGGUCUCCUUUGAGGACGCAGAGCCCCCGGCCGAGUGA